Molecule: messenger RNA, 2673 nt
Organism: Scatophagus argus
Lineage: Eukaryota; Metazoa; Chordata; Actinopteri; Scatophagidae
Gene: c1qtnf4
Product: C1q and TNF related 4
Exons: 3
Coding region: 79-1233 (384 amino acids)
Molecular function (GO): protein binding
Source: RefSeq, a predicted model, not a curated record
CCAACAGCGCUGGUGGAGACAGAAGUUUCAGCUCUGUGCUUCACACACAGCCUGGACAGAAGACACCACACAGAUACGAUGCUGCUCCCAGCGAGCCUGCUGAUUGGUCUGCUCUGCCUGAGCCACGCGGGUGGCGUUUGGGCUUUUGCCCGUCUGCUGGACGACGCUGAGCUGCGUUCAGCUUUCUCUGUCGCUCGCACCACCAGCAUGCAAGGCGGGCCCAAGAUGACCGUGACCUUUGACGCUGUUUAUGUCAACAUCGGAGGAGAUUUUGACCCCAAGACGGGCUUGUUGCGCUGCCGUAUCCCCGGGGCCUACUACUUCUCCUUCACGGUGGGCAAGUUCCCUCACAAAGACCUGUCAGUGAUGCUGAUGAAGAACAGGAACGAGGUGCAGGCCAUCGUAUACGAGGAAAAUGCUGGAGAGGAGAGGAAGGUGCAGAGCCAGAGCGUCAUGCUGCAGCUGGAGUUCGGUGACACCGUCUGGCUACGCCUCCAUGGUGACCCCCGCUACGCGCUCUACAGCAACACCGGACACUACACCACCUUCAACGGAUACCUUGUCUACCCCGACACCUACGGCUACCAGACACACCCCCACCAACACCUUCCUGCCCAGCAAGACAGCGUCCCCCAUGUAGACAUCAACCAGGCCACAGAGCACAUCCAGCCUGGAACAAGAGACACGGCGGAGGAGAAGGAGCUGCAGCAUAGGGAGGAAGAAGAGGAGGACGAGGACGAGGAUGAAGAGGACGACCAGAGAUCUGCCUUCUCGGUGGGGCGCACCCAGAGCAUUGUGGGAGUAGACCAAGUGGGCAUGCCGCAGCACCAGCCGGUCAGCUUCGACACGGCGUUCGUCAACAUCGGAGAAGACUUUAACGUGACGGAGGGGGUGUUUACUUGCCGCGUUCCUGGGGCUUACUACUUCUCCUUCAACGUGGGCAAGCUGCCACAGAAGACGCUGUCCGUGAAGCUGAUGAAGAACCAUCUGGAGGUGCAGGCGAUGAUCUACGACGACAGCCAGGGCGAGAAAGCCCUACAGAGUCAGAGCUUGAUGCUAUCGCUGAAGCCAGGAGACACAGUGUGGCUCUACUCCCACCAGAGAGAUGGCUUUGGGGCCUACAGCAACCACGCCAAGUACAUCACCUUCACCGGCUUCCUGGUUUACCCAGACUUCCCAACCAGCACCACCACCACCACCACCAGCCAGUCAUACACAGACAAGAAACCCUAGCUGCAGCACAUGUGCUACAGACUGAACAUUGUGGGAGGAAUUCAUGUUAAGUGGAAAAGUCCACAAAAGGGCAGUUUUCUGAGGUGUGUGGAGAAUCUCCAUGAUGAAAUUUUCUUCCCGGUUGCCUUUGAAGCUUCCUCUUCAUAUGAAUUCCUUCACAAAGCCACAGAACUUGGACUGAGUGCAGAGCUUAAAUGAAAAUCCCAGGAUACGACUUCAUCGCACUCAGGCGUGGAACUUUGAACGACAGUAACGUGAACUAACUAAAUAUAUUCCACUCAGUCAUUACCUGCUCACCUCUGUGUCAGCCGAACUCUUGCAUAAAAUAGUUGGGCAGCGACAGUCAGCUCCCGUACUUCUGUCAUCAGGAUUCUUUUUAACAGCUCAAUAAACUAUUGAUUUCAGUAUUUUGCGCUGUGGUCCAAAAGUUGAUACACAAGCUCAUGGCGCAAUUCAGUGAGGCUUAUCAGGCUUAAAGAAAAUGGUGAUUAAAAAACUGAAUGCACGUCUUACUGUGGGAACUGGUAACUGUUCUCCAGUUUCGACUGACACGAAGGUGAGGUGGAGCUGAAGUGAAAUAUUUCAGUCAGUGCAUUUGUUCUCCUUGUCAAAAUCUUGGUGUUUCUGCUUGUAUGUGAAAAAAAAGUCACUUUACUUUCUGUAUGUCAUUUGAGGCAUGCGGAACGACGUGAACACAGUGUUUUGUGUCAUCUUGGAGUAUUUCUCGGCCUGACGCUCGGCCACAGCGGGAGCAGAGGACAACACGGCACAGUUUUGGGAGAGUGCAGACGGCGAAUCCAUCCCAACUGCUGACCACAUGACACCUCCGAGCCUGCGGGGAUCUGGACCAUAAUUUGAUUUUUCUAAUUCUAGCAGCGUUUAAUUCAUUUCUUCAGAUGGCGACCACUGUGGAGAAAAUUGAAUCGCUUCUCCCGGGCCACUGUAAUAUGCAUGUCUGUUUAAUUUCACACCGCCGGGAGAAAGACGACGCCGUUCAAAUCGCAAUGAACCUUGACUUUAUGAAAUCACCUUCUCUGGUGGAGAGUGAAGUGAUACUUCACUGUGAUGAAACAUUUUUUAUCAGAGUUAACUGGAUGUGAGUUUCUGAAAAGUUCUCGUAUAAACACAUCAGUGUGCUACAAACAGGCCUGUUUACCUUCUGAAAACCGAUUUAAAAGAUUAACUCAGCGAGAGAGAGGAAGUUGUUCGGGUAGUGGAUUUGCUCUGGGUUUCUUUUCUGCAUUUCCUCUUGCAGUCCGAAGACAUGCAGGUUUGGUUAAUCGGCAACUCUAAAACCUGCCCGUGUUUGUCUCUGUAUGUCUGCACGGGGAUGAAGUGGUGACUUGGCCGGUCUAACAUCAGCUGUAAUGGGCUCCAGCCACGACCUGCAAAGGAUAAGUCUUGACCGAUAAUGGAUGAAUCGGUUGGAGCAGUUUCAAA